Messenger RNA from Rotaria socialis, 693 nucleotides. The record is from the annotation of a GenBank genome assembly. NCBI's taxonomy places the organism in Eukaryota, Metazoa, Rotifera, Eurotatoria, Philodinida, Philodinidae.
AUGAUGCGUUCAAACAAACUUUUGUUUCUCAUCGUGUUGAUACUAUAUUUGAUUGUCGGUCUUUCGCUUCUGAUUACUGGCAGUGUUGCUCAUAGACAUGCGACAGAAAUUUCAACUAUUACCAGUUAUUCAUUUAUGUCUAGUGCUCGAUUUAUUAUUGCAUUAGGUGUCAUAAUUACCAUUCUAUCAAUACUUGGCUUUAUUGGAGCACUCAAAAGUCGUUUAAGUUUUUUGAAAAUUUUUAUUGGUUCAUUACUUAUAAUACUUUUACUUCAAUCGAUUGCUGCAAUUGUUACAUUUACUCUUCGUAAUAAAGCUGAAGAACAAUUGCAUAGAACAUUACUUCGUUCAUUACCAGAUUAUAAAAAUGACAAUGUCGAUGUUACAAAUGAAUGGGAUCAUCUUCAAAAAACAUGGUCAUGUUGUGGUGUUGAUAAUGUCAAUGAUUGGAUUGACUAUGGUAACCUGAAUGUUCCACCGAAGUCAUGUUGUCUUAAUGAUGAUUGUAUACCAACAUCAAAUGGCACUGUUUAUUUUGAUCGUGGUUGUUAUGGAUCAGCUCGUGAUCUUUUCUUUCGAUAUUCAAAAGCGUUAGGAGGUGUAUCAGUAGUUUUCUUUUUCGUUGAAGUUUUUGGUCUUGUCUUAGCGAUAUUUCUCCUUCGUGAACUAAAAAGUAAUUAUGGAAGUGUUUAA